Molecule: messenger RNA, 4605 nt
Organism: Cygnus atratus (black swan)
Lineage: Eukaryota; Metazoa; Chordata; Aves; Anseriformes; Anatidae
Gene: ERN1
Product: endoplasmic reticulum to nucleus signaling 1
Exons: 22
Coding region: 80-3004 (974 amino acids)
Biological process (GO): IRE1-mediated unfolded protein response; protein phosphorylation; intrinsic apoptotic signaling pathway in response to endoplasmic reticulum stress
Cellular component (GO): IRE1-TRAF2-ASK1 complex
Molecular function (GO): RNA endonuclease activity; ATP binding; protein serine/threonine kinase activity
Source: RefSeq, a predicted model, not a curated record
AGCGCCGGGGAGGCCGGCAGGAGGCGGCGCGGCGCGGGGGUAGCCGCCGGGCGGCCCGGAGCCGCCGCGGGUGGCAGCCAUGGAGCCGCUCCGACGCCGCCACCUCCUCCUCUUCGUCAGCCUGGGCGCGCUGCUGGCGCUGCUCCUGCCGAGGCCCGGGAACACCAGCUCAGUAACUGUGCCAGAAACACUGCUGUUUGUUUCAACUCUUGAUGGAAGUUUGCAUGCUGUCAGCAAGCGGACUGGAGCAAUCAAGUGGACUUUAAAAGAAGAUCCUGUACUACAGGUGCCAAUACACGUGGAAGAGCCAGCAUUUCUUCCAGACCCAAAUGAUGGCAGUUUGUAUACACUUGGUGGCAAAAAUAACGAAGGCUUGACUAAACUUCCAUUUACCAUCCCAGAGCUGGUGCAGGCAUCUCCGUGUCGCAGUUCAGAUGGGAUCCUUUACAUGGGUAAAAAGCAGGAUAUUUGGUACGUGAUUGACCUCAUGACUGGGGAGAAACAGCAGACCUUGACUUCUUCAUUUGCAGAAAGUCUUUGUCCAUCAACGUCCCUACUGUAUCUUGGGAGAACAGAGUACACAAUCACAAUGUAUGACACCAAGAAGAAGGAGCUGAGAUGGAAUGCCACCUAUUUUGAUUAUGCAGCUACUAUGCCUGAUGAAGACAUAAAAUACAAAAUGUCCCACUUUGUGUCUAAUGGAGAUGGGCUGGUGGUGACUGUAGACAGUGAGUCUGGGGAUGUGCUGUGGAUUCAGAAUUACGCUUCUCCUGUGGUAGCUUUUUACAUCUGGCAACGUGAGGGAUUGCAGAAAGUUAUGCACACAAAUGUGGGGAUAGAAACUCUGCGAUACUUGACAUUCAUGUCUGGGGAGGUUGGACACAUUACCAAGUGGAAAUAUCCUUUCCCAAAGGAAACAGAGACCAAGAGCAAACUAACACCAACUCUAUACGUAGGGAAGUACUCCACAAGUUUGUAUGCAUCACCAUCAAUGGUGCAUGAAGGAGUAACAGUCAUGCCCCGUGGCAGUGCCAUACCCUUACUAGAGGGUCCAAAAACAGAAGGAGUCACAAUCGAAGACAAUGGCGAGUGUGUUAUCACCCCCAGUACAGAUUUGAAGUUUUCAGGCAGACUGAAAGAAAAGAACAAGCUCAACUACUGGAACGACUGGCUUUUAAUAGGGCACCACGAAACACCGUUAUCUGCCCCUACAAAGAUUCUGGAGAAAUUCCCAAGCAACUUACCCAAGAGGCCUGAAAAUGUGAUUCCAGCUGACUCUGAUAAAGCCACUAUUGAACAGGUUAUUGACAUAGUGGAAGGUUCCGCAACAGAAGUGCCUCCUGCUGUUCCGAAGGACAUUGAGGAGAAACUUGCUCGGCCUAUUGCUCGGCCAGAGGCUCCUGUGGACUCUAUGUUGAAAGACAUGGCCACCAUCAUUCUCAGCACUUUCCUGCUCAUCGGCUGGGUGGCUUUUAUCAUCACCUAUCCAAUGAGUGUACAUCAGCAACAACAGAGACAGCAUCAGCUGGAAGAGAAGAUACAGCUCUUGCAGCAACAGAAGCUGCCCUUUCAUGCUCCCAGUGAUCUACCUCCAGAAACAGAUUUCUUAGACACCUCCUACGGACGGACAGAGAGUUCAGCUACCAGCACACCAAAUAUGUCCCCCAGAGCAUCAAACCAUUCUGCAUAUUCCAGCAUCUCCACCUCUGACGUUGGGAGCUGCCUUUCCACUGAGCAAGAAGAGGGAGAUGAUGAUGCAAACAGAGUGGUGGUUGGCAAGAUUUCAUUUAACCCAAAAGAUGUACUGGGACAUGGAGCUGAAGGAACAAUUGUUUACAGGGGGACAUUUGAUAACCGUGAUGUUGCAGUGAAAAGAAUUCUUCCUGAAUGCUUCAGCUUUGCAGACCGUGAAGUGCAGCUGCUGCGGGAGUCAGAUGAACAUCCUAACGUGAUCCGCUAUUUCUGCACAGAGAAAGACCGGCAGUUUCAGUACAUAGCUAUCGAGCUGUGUGCUGCCACUUUACAGGAGUACGUUGAGCAGAAGGCCUUCAGUCACCAUGGCUUACAACCCAUCACCCUCCUGCAACAGACAACAGCUGGCCUUGCUUAUCUGCACUCCCUUAAUAUUGUCCACAGGGACCUGAAGCCCCAUAACAUCCUCAUCUCGAUGCCUAAUGCCCAUGGGAAGGUCAAAGCUAUGAUUUCAGACUUUGGUCUGUGCAAGAAGCUAGCAGUGGGCAGACACAGCUUUAGCCGUCGGUCAGGUGUGCCAGGAACUGAAGGGUGGAUUGCCCCUGAGAUGCUGAGUGAAGACUGCAAAGAGAACCCUACAUAUACUGUGGACAUCUUUUCAGCUGGCUGUGUCUUCUAUUACGUGGUAUCUGAAGGUAGCCAUCCCUUUGGCAAAUCUCUACAGCGACAAGCCAACAUUCUGCUGGGUGCUUACAGCCUCGAGUGUUUGAAUGCAGGGCGCCAUGAAGACAUAGUUGCUCGUGAUUUAAUAGAGCAAAUGAUAAACAUGGACCCUCAGAAACGUCCAUCUGCCAGCUGUGUGCUCAAACACCCCUUCUUUUGGAGUUUAGAAAAACAGCUCCAGUUUUUUCAGGAUGUUAGUGACCGGAUAGAGAAAGAAUCUUUAGAUGGUCUAAUUGUCAAGCAAUUAGAAAGAGGAGGAAGAGAGGUGGUGAAAAUGGACUGGAGAGAGCACAUCACUGUUCCUCUUCAGACAGAUCUUCGAAAAUUCAGAUCGUAUAAAGGAGGCUCAGUACGGGAUCUUCUGAGGGCAAUGAGAAACAAGAAGCACCAUUACAGAGAACUGCCUCCAGAAGUGCAAGACACCCUGGGCUCCAUCCCAGAGGAUUUUGUAUGUUACUUUACAGCUCGCUUCCCUCACCUGCUCCUACAUACCUACAAAGCUAUGCAUAUCUGCUGCCAAGAAAGACUGUUUCAGCAUUACUAUAAUCAGGACUCUGCACAGAAGAGCCUUGCAGGAGACACUGUUUGAGAGGAGAGAGAUGGAGCUUUCUUAAUCUGGGACCAACAUUCCAAGCACAAGGCUGUGAAACAGGCCUACCUUUAGCAGGGAAAAGGGGGAAUCAAAGAGCUGAAUUCUCUCUCUUUGAGGAAACCAAGCGUCCAAAAAGUGCCUUGUACUCUGCCUGCACUGGAUCAGGAGAUAGUAAGAGCCCAAGGAGCAAUGAAGCUCCAAAAGCAAUGAACCCUGGUGAUGGAGUUACCCCAACCCAAGAAGGGUCUUCAGACAGUGAAAAGGGAGCGCAAAAGCUGGGUAUAACCAUCAUCCAGUAUCCCUAUACUGUACUUGAUUUUAUGACUUCUGUUUUACUGCAAAGAAUCAAAAUACAGUGAUUGAAAUCGUAAUUAUUAGGGGCUGGGAUCUGCAAAAGGAGCCUUUUAGUUGUAGCAAAUCAUCAGAACCUGCCAUUGCACUACUGCCACAUUCUGCAUUAGGCACACCACAGUGAUUGUAAAGGGAAUAAUUUCUAAUUACCCAAAACCUAUAAAAAAAGACUACAAUUUAAUUCCUGACUACCCUGGAAAAUUAGUCCCUCCUACUUGAGCAGAUACAGUGAAGUUCUAAAAACAACAUCGACUUGAAAAAAGUUAAAGGUUUACCUACUUCGAAAAUAAACCUCGUUUAAUUAUCAACCAGUAUUCACAAAAGAGCUUGAACAGUACUUGACUUAAAAAUCACAGUAUCAGAACCAAGCUACGCAAGUAACUUAGCUGGGGAGAGGCUAAUGAUUUAUCUACUGCAAGUGUUCCUUUCUUACAAAGAAAGGUUGCUAGGUGCAGAGCCAGAGGUAAGAUGAAUCCUGGGGAAAAAAACUAAAUCAGAAGCAAUGGAAGAUGUACAGAACAGUGAAAAUUCUAUACGGUGUUUUAAUUGGAGGAAGAGAGCUGUAAAAGAACCUCAUUUUCUGUUUGUACAGAUGGAUAACUAUGUCCACAGGAGCCCUUUUUUUUUUAAAAAAAAAAGAUGCAGUAUUUCUUUUCAUUGGCCCUAAAGCUGUGACAAAGCAUUAAGUAUGUGCAAAGGAUGAAGAAAUGGUGAACUCUGAUGAUACACGUGAGGGUAUUCUUUUACAAUGUAUUUAUUUAACAUAUUUAUAUUUAUUUAAUUUUUACUACAAAGUAGUAUCAAAUCAAAGUGGUACAAGUAUAAAGCAUGCUAAAUCUUUCUUAAUCAUUUUUGUUUCUAUUUAAUCAUAUUACAACAACUGGAAAAGUGAUACUGCAUCUUUCACUGGAAUUUGUUAAAGGGGAAACUACAAAGUGGAGCAGCUCAUUUGUCUGUGCCAUUGUUUUGUUACCUAAUAAGUAAUGGACCGUUAUAUGUAUGAUUGGGUACAUACAACUACUUUUCUGGAGCAACUUCACUGGAAGUUUUUUCCUAGUUUUACAAAGUAUGAAAGCAAUUUACUGAAGACACCAACUGUGCAAGUUACGUUUCUAAAGCUUGAAAAAAAGGGUAGUUUUUACCUAAGAAGAUUCAAAGCCUAUUUCAUAUUUUUGUAUUUCUCAUGUAAAGUUCUUUUAUAAUUCUACUAAAUAAAGACUUGUACUCAGAUUUAAAAGAAAACAGCU